CAGACUUCAGGGAUGUUGCUUCUUUAUGCUCUUACCCUGGCACAGUGUUUUGUAAGACACUGCUUGUCAAUGACAAGCUUGGAAGAGUGUUUGCGGCUCAUGUGACGAUUCUGUUUUCUUUUAGUUCCAUGGACCAAACAGAGAGAAGAAUCCUAGGCCAGCCCCUGCCAGUCCCCACCACCCAGCCCAAGAAGAGAAGGACGUCAAUGAUGUCUUUCUUUUCCAAGGUCUCUUGGACACUGAGGUUCCAGAAGCAGGAGUCUCUGAAGAACGUGUUUUCCAUCUUGGCAGAAAGAGCCCAGGACCCCAGUGCUAAAAAGCGUCACAUGGUGAUGAGAGGCCUGGGAACCAUGGCCUGUGAGACCCCUGACAAGGUGAUAAAGUAUAAGAAAAUCAUCCUAGACCUGCUGGUGCAUGGAUUAUAUGACCCUGUGAGUGCUGAAGUCAUCCACGAGAGCGUGAAGACUCUGACCAUCAUCUUGGGCAAGAUCCAGGGGAAAAGUCUGGGUUCUUUCUUCGUAGACAUCACUCUUCAGACCAGGACUUUAUUAGAUGACGAGAAUGACAACCUGAGAUAUUCAGCCUUCAUCUUGUUUGGGCAAUUGGCAGCCUUCGCUGGGCGGAAAUGGAAGACAUUUUUCACCAGCCAGGUCAAGCAGACUCAAGAUUCCCUCCUGAUACAUUUACAGGACAGAAAUCCCCAGGUUGCUAAGGCUUGCAAAACAACAUUUCGAUCCUGUUCUCCGUAUCUGAGAGAAAGAAAGGAAAACAGCUUCCAGACUGAAGAAGAUCAAAGGAACCCUAAACUCUGCCGGCAGCUGAGCCACUAUCAUCCAGAGCUCCUGCAGUUCUUCUAUGCAAAUAAGAUUCUGUAAACACAGAGCAGCAGGGAAAUUGUUCCAGUGAGCACCUUGCUGGGGGGCUGACAUUCCUCCUCUUUUAACUCCUCGGAUGCUUCUGCUUGCCUCUUGGGAUUGUAAUAGAAAACGGGAUGCUGGGAAAACUAUUGAUGGCAAUUGCAUGGAAUUGUAUGAUUCUAUCCAGAGUAAAUUCUAAAUUGCUUUUAUGUAUCUCACUUCCCCCCCCCAUACAAAUUUGAUGAGAAGGUACCCGCUUUGUUUCAAACAGUGAAAGCAUAUGUAGAUUCAGUCUUAGUGCCCAGCUUUUUCCUUCUUAAGUUCAUCUCUGUCAUCUCUCUUGUGUUUUUUUAUUUUAUUUUUAAUUUCUGAGGUUUAGGAGAAUAUUACCUUAAGUAUUUUUUUUAAUCUGCCAUUGAUACUUUGCAAUUUGUUGUGGACACCUUUUAUUGGCAAGAUCUAUUUAAAGUUGGCCCGGGGACCAAGAAGGGGGUUUGGAGAGUAUCUUUAGCUUCUCAUAACCUUCAACAGUCAUUGCCUCCAAGAUCAUUCCAAACACCAAUUAAUAAAGUGGAAAAAAAAAUCUGUAAAGGAUGUGUUGAAAAACCUCAGGCUAAUAGUAAUGAAUGUAUAAGUAACAUUUAUGGAGCAUGUUUAUUGGACACUAAUUAUUUAAUACUUACAACAACCCUGUGAGAAAGGUCUAUUGUUAUCCUCAUUUUCCAGAUGAGAAAACUAAGGCACAGGGAAAUUAAGUAGCUUGCCCCAGAUGACCUGGUUAGUAAUGGAGCCGGAAUUCAAGCCCGUACCAUCUGACUUCUGGACCCCACAUUCAAUCACCAUGUGAUUCUGCGUCAAUGUGGAAUAAUUGACAGAUGGCUAGAAACGUGAAAAAAACAAAACAAAACAAAUUUUAAAAACCCCCUCAGCUUCUGCUCUAUUUAACUCAGUUAACUUCUGCUUUUAUAUGUACUAAGUACACAUUUUUAUUAAUUUAAUUUGUGAUUUAAGUAUACAUUUUUACUUGUCACCUCUUGGCUAAUUAUGUCAAUUUUUUGGUGAUCAAUUCUAAUUCUAUGAGGGGUCACGUGGCUUAUUUAAAAAGUUUCAAGAAAAACCUCAGUCCCUCCCACCUUCUCUCCAACCAGUUUGCCUCCCAAGCUUCUCCUAUAGAAAUUCUGAUAUUAUCACCCAACUUGGCAUUCAGGCCAUAUAAGACGACUGCGUCCAGUUGGGGAAAUGGAAAACACAAGAGGGUCAUAAAUGCUGCAGAGGGAUCUUAAUGUCGUUCUGAAAACCGGAAACUCAGUCUUCUGCUCUAGCUCCCCCAAGAUAGGACUGUGUAACACAGAAGAGAGGUGUCUCCUAGGGGAGACAAGAAUGUGGCAGAUGGCAGAAGAGGGAGCAGGAGCCAGACACGAAUGGGUUUUCUUUCUUCCUGUGUUGAAGCUGGGGUACGUGACCCAGAGGCUCUUGGGAGUGACAAAGGCUCUGGAGCAGGUGGGAUGGUUCUGAGCUGAGAGCCCUCGCCCUUCCCAGAUGUUGGCCAGUUUGAAACGGUUGCAAGGUCCCUUUAGAAGCUGAUGCAGCUCUAUUAAGUAAUCAGUGAGUGGCCUGAGAAACAAUUGCAUUUUGCCAGCAUUCAGAAAAGGUGGAGGUGGAGUGGGGCAGGCAGGUUCUGUGCCCUAGAGUAGAGACAUCUAUGGACUUAAUGCCCCUUAGUUGAAUAAAAUUGUGGAAGAUGCUAUUGAAUUGACUUGAAGAUUUGUGGUAGACUCUUACUUGGGUGGCCUCCAAUGAAUCAUGCCUCCUGGUCUUCAUGCCCUUGUAGACCUCUCUUGUUGCAUCUGGGCUGGCUUCGUGACCCACUUUCACCAGGAGAAUGUGCAGAAAAUACCACUCUGCCAAUUUUAGGCUGCUCUUUAAGAGCCCUGGCAGCUUCCUUUUUUGUGCUCCAGGUGAAGCCAGCAGCCAUGUAAGAAGCCAGAUUACCAAAGAAGAAUGUCUGAGACCGCCAUUUUGGAGGGAAGACCAAGCUAACUGUGUGGAAUGCCAUGUGAGGAGAGCUGAAGAACCCAAUUCUCAAUGAAGUCUGAGGUCCAGACAUGUGACCCAAGUUGGCGGUUCCAGCCAGACCCUGGCUGUGCAAGCAACGCAGCCGGCACCAGCUAUCUCCAUGAAGCCCAUCCCAAAUCGCAAAAUUGUAAGCAAGUUGAUCUAAUGACUGUUGUUUUAAAUCACUAACUUCUGGGAUAGUUCGUCACUCAGCAAUAAAUAACCAAAAGAUGGUCCUUAUCAUUAAUUUUGUCAUUUGGCCAGUUUUGUUUUGCUCUUCAUAAGUCCUCUUUGAGUUUAAACUAUAUUUCAAGAAAGUUAUCAUGGAAUUGCGUGGUAAGAGUGAGGGAUGCCUUGCUUUGGUACCAUAGGCCCUGCCUUGUUUUCCUUUUUGUAUCUCGCUGUGUGUAUCACAGCACCCAGCACAUAGCAGAUGAUCAAGAAACAUUUGCUGAAUGACUAAAUAGUUGCAAAUUAUAGUGGGAACAGAGUCCAAACUCGUUUGCUACUCUGGGCUCUCAGCCAUGGGCUCACACUCUUCCUUUCCAGCUUUUUCUUCUGUUACUCUUUUUGCUUUAGCCAAAUUUGGCUCCUCUUUCUUCUUUGAACACUUCUUGGUCUCUUAGGCUCCUUUGCCUUUGCUCAGUCUGUUCCUUUUGCUUUGAAUUCCCUCCCCGCCCAGCCAUGCGUACUCACAGGCACACCCACACACAUAUUGCACCUGUCUCUUAUCCGUACUCUAAGACUCAUCAGUGCCUGAUGCCCUCAAUCAGGAAAGAGCUCGAAUCUCUGAGUUCUCUGAACAUUCUAGCAGUCUCUUGCCACUCAACAUGUUUUAUCUCAUAUGAAAAUUUUUACCUACAUGUCUUUUUCCUCCCUGGUUCGAGUGAAGCCGCUGAAGGAAGGAUCCUAUCUCGUAUUGCUUUGUAUCUGUCAUGUGAUCUCCAAGGUAUUCAGUAAGUGCUUAGUAAAUAAAUAUGGACUAGGGAGAAAAAAGUCAGAAAUCAUCUGAAGCUACUCCUCCUUGGGAGAAGCCCAUUUUGUCAAAUGAGGGCCAUCAUUUCUUUCCUUUUAAUCAAUCUGCAGGUGACUUUUAGGCUUGUGUACUUAAAGUAUCCCUUUCCUCAUAAGAUGCCUGUUAAUUUGCCAUUCUAAAGGUAAUGCUUUGACAUUUCUUACUUUUAAACACUAGAUAUGAACAGUUGAGUGAAUUAAAGACUGAAAAAGGAACGUUCAAGUGCUACCAUGCUAAGUGCUCAGGGUAGAGGCCCGCAUGAAACUCGGUCCCUGCUUUCCAGUUGCCCACAUGAUGGGCUUUUCUUAAAGGGAAGGAAAAUGGAGGGAAAGACAAAGAAGGAAGUUGAGAAUCUGACAGGUAGGUAAUCAGUACCGGUACUCGCUGUGAACAGAAUCCAGUGGAAUUCCAGUCCAUAGAGUUGAGUUAUAAAAAGCAAGAGCGUGUUUUACAAAGAGAGAAAUAGCAGCUGUGUGGGACAGCUAGCAGAUAGUGCUAGAAAUAAGGCAAAUAUGUAUUUGUGCUUUCCUGCAUUUUUCAAGUUUUCUGCAAUAAGCAUGUAUUACUUUUGCAAUCAUAGAACACAUGCAAAAAUGCUCUUUCAAAUAAAAAUGAAAUGUUCAUUGGUGUGUGGAGUGGUGUGCUUUGGAAAGCCUGGGAUGGUUAUUGCUCACUCUCGGUAGUAUGUGUUUGCCUUUGUCCUUUUGUGACAUUUUUGCUUUAGCCUAUUGUUGAAAAUAAAAUGACUUAUGGUUGAUUCAGUAUUUAUGCUACUGAAUUUACAUUCUUUUCGUAUGACCAUAGUAGAAUAAGUCUUUUGUUCCUGUAUUU
Messenger RNA from Ailuropoda melanoleuca (giant panda), 4758 nucleotides. RefSeq names its product maestro (gene MRO). Gene Ontology annotation, cellular component: cytoplasm. Lineage: Eukaryota; Metazoa; Chordata; Mammalia; Carnivora; Ursidae. The record is from RefSeq and is a predicted model, not a curated record. The transcript is spliced from 6 exons. The coding region runs from base 129 to 875 and encodes 248 amino acids.